ACAACCGACCACAGCUGAUUCACAACAACAACAACAACAAUAACUAUCAACAAACUGAGGAUUAAGAAGUUCAUAAAUCCAUUAGAGUGAGUUUGAUUAACAAGCCAUCAGCACAGUUGUGUAUGUACCAGGACAACUCAGCCAGAAUCAUAGUUAAUACUAGGAUGGUGUGUAGCUGUGGUUUGCUAGCGUCUGGUGUAAUGGAAGAGAACUCAGUUUAGAACAGUGAACAAUAAACAAGCAGGUGGUGGAGUAGGAAGAAGAGAGUGAAAAGUCUUCCACAGUGUUACGUCCUCUAGUGUAGUCAACGGAAGGAGAGGUACACUGGUGUGUAUUGUUGCAGGAGGACAAACUUCUCCUAACAGGACCUUACUAUGACAGCCAUAGAGCAAAUAAGGGAGAGAGUGGUGGACCUCUUCAAAUUUCGUGAUGAGUACUUCAAGACUUAUGGUAUUGAAGAUGCCGCUAAUAAAACUCAGCGGGUACAGCAAGAAAUACAUAAGACAAUACAGUUCAUAGAUGAUGUUAAAGACCAGGUCAGUCCAAAUUCCAAAGGAGAACUGUAUUUUCUGCGUGGUCGAGCUCUUAAUGCCACAGCAGAGUACAGUUCAGAAGCUGAGGAAGUAUUGGGUCGAGCCACUCGCUUUAACCUUCCUGAUGCCUGGAACGAGCUUGGAGAAUGCCAGUAUAAGAAGGGAGACCUGAGUGGGGCUCUCACUUGUUUUGAGAAAGCACUGAAACUGGCACAGAACAAGGUCUUCUACCGUAAUAUGUCAAUGUUAAUGAGAAGCUUAACGUGGAAGACAAGCACAGAGAGAGAAGACAACGUUGAUAAGGGUCUGGAGUAUGCUAGGAAGGCUAUCCAUCUGGACAUGAGUGAUGGCCAUUCAUGGUUGGUCUUGGGAAAUGCUUAUUUGGCAUCUUUCUUCACUGUCGACUCCAAGUUGGAAUCUCUGAAGCAUUGCAAAGCUGCUUACACUAAAGCUGCAAAUGACCCAUUAGCUGUUGUCCUGCCAGAACUUCACUUCAGUAAAUACCACGUUCAGUGGUAUGAGGAAGACUAUGCUGGAGCGCUCAGCAGCUUGAGACGUGCCCAUGAACUGGAGCCAACCUGGAUGGAAUGUGAAUUAAAGUUUGACGAAUGCCUCAAGUUUCUAACCAAACUUUCACAAAUGGUGAAGAGUAAAGGUCAACUGAACCAGAGACGACUGAAUACAUUAAUGAUGGACAUCAACGCAUCACAGCUGGGACCAUACAGUAAAAGUGGAACAAAUCUCACUGGUGGGAGAAAGCCGGACCUCAUAUCUCUGUCACUACUGGGUGAAGGCAGCAACCAGGACAAGGUUAUCUUGGGGAAAGUUGUUUGCACCGUUAUUCCUGAAUCUGGCAUUCCGUUUUCUAUGUGUCUGGUGGACAAGGAGGGUUCAUGUAUUGCUGUUACUGUGUACAACUGGGCCAGUGGUUGUGGUGUCAAGAUUGGAGACUCUGUGGCAAUUAUUGCUCCUGUUUUGAAAAGUCAUAGUAUUGACAUCCCAGGAGGGGAGACACUUGCAUUCCGGUCAGUACGUGUAGCUGUGCCAUUGAUGUUGGUUGUGAAUAAGCGACCGGUGGGCGUGAACCAGAUCGCUACAUCACAGAUUGUGUCUCAACAGAAGCCUGAGUGAAGUCCAACUCCACAUUUAGGCUGAUUUAUGUCAAAUAACCUCCAUUACUUAUGGUUAAGAGACUGUCAGACUUCACAACAAACAAUCUUCACAUGGAAUAUUUAGACCACAAAACAAUGUGAGCAGUUUGUUGUGCAAUAUAUUGAUAUUAUUGUUGUCGACUAACCUUUUAUAUUGAAGUCUAAAGGAUUAAACACACUGUACUUUU
Messenger RNA from Homarus americanus (American lobster), 1872 nucleotides. RefSeq names its product tetratricopeptide repeat protein 5-like. The record is from RefSeq and is a predicted model, not a curated record. The coding region runs from base 375 to 1664 and encodes 429 amino acids. Gene Ontology annotation, molecular function: protein binding. The transcript is spliced from 11 exons. Lineage: Eukaryota; Metazoa; Arthropoda; Malacostraca; Decapoda; Nephropidae.